Scatophagus argus is the source of this 2767-nucleotide messenger RNA. RefSeq names its product LUC7 domain-containing protein. Gene Ontology annotation, biological process: mRNA splice site recognition. The record is from RefSeq and is a predicted model, not a curated record. Gene Ontology annotation, molecular function: mRNA binding. Lineage: Eukaryota; Metazoa; Chordata; Actinopteri; Scatophagidae. Gene Ontology annotation, cellular component: U2-type prespliceosome; U1 snRNP. The coding region runs from base 556 to 1839 and encodes 427 amino acids. The transcript is spliced from 10 exons.
CUGCUGCACUUCCUCGAGGCGCGGAACGAGGCCGCGCUUCGCGGUGACGCGCACGAAGGGGGAAGUGGGAAGACGGAAGAACGGACGUAGAAUAAACUUGGCAACUUAUAGUUAACUAGCUAGAACUACUGUUAGAUAAUGUGUUACAGAAGAAGUGGAUAAUUAUUCAGAUACAAAUUUAAUCAGCUUACCAAACGCCCAGUCUACAUUCAGUCACGGCCCUCUCAACUCGCCAUACGACACGACCAGGGGACUCCAGCAGUUUUCAAACAGACGUUGCACUUGCUCAGCCGACACCAAGUCAUCAUUCGUUACCAAGUCACAUUUCACUGUUGUGAAAGUGCUGUGAUAACCAGUAAAUUGCUGUAACGUUACACACAACCAGCCCACUAGCUCAGCGGGACUGGAGCUUUUUCUCCUUGAGGGAAAAGUUGUCCGAGGUGGUGGUGGGGUGGUGGAGGAGCCAGCGAGGCCUGCAGUUGAGGCUGCAUGUGUGAGGACUGUAGCUGUCGAGAAGUGACUCGUACAACGUCUGCUAUCUGAACACUCAGAAACAUGUCGGCUCAGGCACAGAUGCGAGCCAUGCUGGAUCAGCUUAUGGGGACCGGGAGAGACGGUGAUACCAUGAGGCAGAGAAUCAAAUUCACAGAUGAGCGGGUCUGCAAAAGUCACCUCCUUGAUUCGUGUCCUCACGACAUUCUGUCAGGCACUCGGAUGGACCUGGGAGAGUGCAUGAAAGUCCAUGACUUGGCCCUCAGAGCAGACUACGAGAUUGCUUCUAAGGAGCAUGAGUACUUCUUCGAACUUGAUGCCGCUGAACACCUUCAGUCUUUCAUUGCUGACUGUGACCGCAGGACUGAGCUGGCCAAGAAGAGACUCGCUGAGACACAGGAUGAGAUCAGUGCUGAAGUGGCAGCAAAGGCUGAACGUGUCCAUGAGCUUAAUGAAGAGAUUGGGAAGAUGCUGGCCCGGGCCGAGCAGCUUGGGGGCGAAGGGAACGUAGAUGAAGCCCAGCAAUUGCUGGAAAUGGUGGAGAAGACCCGGGCCUUGAAGAAAGAAGCAGAGGAUGUGUACAGGAACUCCAUGCCAGCUUCCAGCUUUCAGCAACAAAAACUGCGGGUGUGUGAGGUGUGCUCUGCCUACUUGGGUCUUCAUGACAACGAUCGGCGUCUGGCUGACCACUUUGGGGGCAAACUGCACCUCGGCUUCAUUGAAAUUCGCGAGAAGCUUGAAAAGCUAAGGAAAGCAGUUGUAGAGAAACAAGAGAGAAUGCGAACGAGAAGACGAGAGGAACGUGAAAAAGAAGACGAGAGAGAGCGACAGUGGGAGAUGGAGCGGGAACGAGAGCGUGAACGUGAACGAGAACGAGAACGCGAAAGAGAGCGAGAAUGGGAGAGGGAACGAGACCGGGAGAGGGAGCGUAGGAGGUCAAGAUCUCGAAGUGGAGACCGAUACAGGGAUGGAGGCAGUUCGUCCUCCCAUCGUUCAAGACGCCACCGCGCCUCUCGUUCCAGAGAAGAAGGUGGAGAUCGGGAUCGUGAGAGAGAGAGGAAACAUCGACAUAAGGACAGGCAUCGCUCACGCUCCCACUCUCACAGGCGUAAAAGGAAGAGGUCCUCAAGGGACAGAUCAUCUCACACCCGUGAAAGAGAGCGCUCGUUGUCCCAGGAGAAAUAUGCAGAGGGAUGGCGCGAGGACAGGGUGGAGUUCAGAGACUGGAAGGACAAGGAGAGGUCACCCUCCGUGGACAGAGCCACGGGCAGGGAACUAGAGAGGUCCCUAUCGUAUGAGCGGGACCGACGCUCCAGCUCUGAGGAGCGAGAGUCUGGAGAGAUAUGAACAAGAGGGAAAGCCUCCAAAGUCUUUGAUUUGGAUAUAUUGUUGAGUAAAAGGAGCAUGGAGAGAUGAGUGUGUGUGUUGGUGCGAACGUGUGUGCGUGUGCUUGUGUGUGUCAGCUUUGUAUGUGUGUUCAUGUUAAAAGUGGGACAUGGACAUUAGCAGGGGUGGACGGUGGGAACUUGGGGAUGUGGGAACAACUUCAGUGGUGGCGGUUGUGGAAACAUGCAAACCAACUUUUAUAAGACUCUGAAUCGUAAGGCUUGUGUGACCUGGAAGCAGAUUAGUGAUUUUUUUUUUUUUUUUUUAAAUGCCAUCUUGUCGAUCUUCUGUACAGUUACUGAAUCUCAUCUGACUUUGAUAGUGAUUAGGGAUGAGUGAGCGAAGAGACAGCAGCCUUACUUUAAGUCUGUUUUUUAUUUUUGCUCACAUGAAGUGCUGUUAUUUUUUUAUCAUUAAAAUGUUAAUAUUGUUUUUCCUGUUCCAUUGCGAAUCUAUCAGUUUCAGUUGCUGUGGAUUCAUUUACACUGGUUGGAGUCAUUAAUGUGGCAUAACUGUUGCAGUAAUUUAAUGAAAUGAGCUGUGAAUGACUGAAGGCACUUCUGAUGUUUGUGUUUUAUUCGCUGCCUUCAAGCCAUAACAAUCUCAUUAGGAAAAUCUGAUACACCUCCCUGAGCCUUCCCUUAAUUCAGGAUGAUGCGGUGAUGAACUCAUACUUUGAAAAUAAUCUCACUUGUCUCCCUGAAGUCAUCCAUGUAUUUUCACUGAGUUCCUGACAUGUGAAUGCAUAUAGAUGACGUGCAUCUUUACAUACUGACACUCUAAAGGCCCAGGGACUGUGUUGUUUGCUGUGACACAACCUGGAUGUACUGGGGGAGUCUACUUUGCUGUGCCACCACUAAGUGAAUAAAAUUUUCUGCUUCCAUUCAAA